Messenger RNA from Vigna umbellata (rice bean), 371 nucleotides. Its product is annotated as cold-regulated protein. NCBI's taxonomy places the organism in Eukaryota, Viridiplantae, Streptophyta, Magnoliopsida, Fabales, Fabaceae. The record is from RefSeq and is a predicted model, not a curated record.
UCAACAUGAGCAAAAAUCCAAAAUCUUCCACAACAAAACAACAUCAUCAUCAACAAAAUUCUCAGAUAAAAACCUAAGACAACUGAAGAUGGUCGGAAUUGGGGUUCCAAUUUGCGUGGAAUGUGGGACGAGGAGCAACCCUUGCCGGUGCAAGGUGGUGGGGCCGACACUUGGGUUCGUGGCGUUUGCGGCGGCGGCGGUGGUUGAGUGGCCGGUGGGGGCUCUUGUCUAUUGCUUCCGCCAUGCAAAGGGUCGUAAAAUUAUGGGUCAUCCCGCUUCCGUCAUAUACCCUUCAGUCACCAAUGCCAUCCCCAUCUAAUCAACUAUGUAUUAUUAUAAAUACAUAUAAUCUUUGUUGUAUGAUUUUCCGU